AUAAAAGCUGAGGCACUCUAUGGUUCAAAGGUCACAUCGCAGCAAAAGCGGGAAAGACCAUGGCUUCGUCAGCUGGCGACGCUGCAGGCUCGUCUGACUCCGUUGCGGUCCGUCGCGGGCGAAGGGAGAAGAAGAAAAGCAACGCUAGCUCUGCCCUUGAAAAGAUUAGGAGAGGCAGAGAGACAGGUCAGGUGGAGGAAACAGAAAUAGAGGCUCCAGAACAGCUGUUUAAGUACGUGACAGAGGACGAGUACUCACGUCUGGUUAGAGAGAGACAGGCCGAUGGCUUCAUCCUUGAUGAUGAUGGUAGCUACAGCGAACAUGGAAGGGAAAUAUUUGACGACGACGAAACAGACCCCCAUCCAGGAGGGGUUGGGGAUAAAAAGCGACCCCCGGGGGGCAAGGCAGGGGCGAGCAAGGUAGCUAAGAGAGUGGCUAAACCGGGAAACAUUAAGGCCAUGGUCAUGGGAAUGGGAGGUGGAACCAAGAGAAAGAAGGAGGGGAGCAAAGCCUCCAUCGUGGGAGAUGAGCUUCUGGCUGACAUGCUUCAAAAGAUGGAGAACAGACCCAGCUCUGCUGCUAGUCCGAGUUCACGACACCCUUCCAGUUCCACGUUCACAACUCCACAGAGGAGACCAGUGAAAUUCACUCCUCGUCUAUCCUCCACCCCCUCUUCCUCCCCUCACCCUCCUCCCCGUCCUCACCCGUCACCCUCCCCAUUCUCACUCACAAAGAGAGUAAAACGAGAGCACCCUUCCCCACCUCCUCCCUCACCUCCUCCCCAACCUCACUGGGAUGACAGUACUGCCAAUGAUGACUGGGAUGGAGAAAUGGGGGACGAUGAUGGUGGUUUCCAGGACAACGAACCCACCAUUGCCGAGGAAACCGAGAAGCCAGAUGUGCCAGAGGCAGCAGUGUCAGUGCCAGAGGCUGCAGUAUCAGUAAGUGGCUGGGAGACUGUCAGGGAAGACCUCACUGCCUCACAGCAACAGACAGCCAGUCAGCAGGCGGUAGAAGCCCCCACUGAUCUACCAACACAGGAGGUGGACGGGGAGGAGGUGCUGCAGUUCUACUGGCUGGAUGCCCACGAGAUGCCGUAUCGUCAGCCAGGCACUGUCUUCCUGUUCGGGAAGGUCUGGGUGCCUGCCUCAAACUCUCACGUCAGCUGCUGUGUGGUGGUAAAGAACAUUCAGAGAUGUCUCUACUUCCUCCCAAGGGAAAAGAUCCUGGGUCCGUCUGGAGUAGAGACAGACACCCCGGUCUCAUUCGAGGCUCUCUACUCCGAAUUCAACACCAAAUACGCAGAACCGCAGCGGAUCAUGAAAUUCACCUCUCGUCGUGUCACCCGGCACUAUGCCUUUGACCUUCCUGACGUCCCGCAGGAGAGUGAAUACCUGCAGGUCUAUUACUCAGCCGAGUAUCAGGCUCCGCCCACUAAUGCCUCCGGGAAGACUUUCUCUCGGGUCUUCGGUACCACUACCUCCAGUCUGGAGCAGCUGGUGUUGUCACGGCAACUGAAGGGUCCGUGCUGGCUACACGUUGUUCAGCCCAGGAGUGGGUCAAGUCCAGUCAGCUGGUGUAGACUGGAGUGUGUAGUGGGCGGAGUCGAUGGUGUGAGGGUGGUGCCCACGCAGGCUCCGCCCCCUCCUCUCGUCACCCUCAGUCUCUCCUUCGCUCUCUCUCUCAACCCAAAGACACAUGCCAAUGAGGUGUUGUGUGCUGGUUGUCUGGUUCAUUCCAGUGUGGCUCUGGAUAAACCUCCUCCAAAGAUUCCCUUCGAGACAGACUUCUGUGCCAUUAGGAGUCCAGUGGAUAGAAACUUUCCUUUUGGGUUUGAAGACCUCCUCAAGAGAAAGAGGUUCAACGUUGAAGUGUCGCUAUCAGAGAGAGCCCUACUGGCCUUUCUACUGGCUAAGAUCCACCGCAUGGACCCUGAUGUCAUAGUGGGUCACAACCUCACUGGCUACCAGCUAGCAGUUCUCCAGUACAGAAUGGCAGCCUGCAAGGUUCCCCAGUGGUCCAGAAUCUGCCGACUCCGCAGAAAGGAGAUGCCAAAGGGGCGAUGGGCGGGGUCACAACUCUGUGCGGGCCGGCCAGUCUGUGAUGUCAUGACAUCAGCCCGGGAGCUAAUUAGGGCUCGCAGCUAUGACCUAGCUGAACUGUCUCACACUGUUCUUAGAAAGCCUCACAAACCUCUGGAGCCAGACGAAAUCCUACAGAGCUUCAAUCAUGCUGAUCAGUUGGUGUCUCUUGUUGCCCACACAAUGGAUCAAUCUCUGCUGUCUCUACAGCUCAUGUAUGAGCUAAAUGUUCUGCCACUGGCCUACCAGAUCACGUGCAUAGCUGGCAACAUCUUCUCCCGCACAUUGUGCGGAGGGAGAGCAGAGAGGAACGAAUAUCUUCUGCUCCAUGCCUUCACUGCCAAGUACUACAUAUGUCCGGACAAGAUCCCAGCCAGCAAGAAACAGCCUGUGACAGAGGCGGAAGAAGAGCAGGGAGAGGGAGGGGCAUCGGGGGUGAAAGGUCGCAGAAAGCCGGCCUACACAGAAGGUCUGGUGUUGGAACCGAAAAAGGGUUUCUACGAUACUUUCAUUCUUCUCCUGGACUUCACUCUCUGUACCCCUCAAUCAUCCAGGAAUACAACAUAUGUUUCACCACAGUCGAUCAUGCUCACUGUUCCACUGAUGGAGAUGACUACAGUCAGCUGCAGCUCCCUGAUCCCUCCCUCUCUCCCGGUGUCCUGUCUUCUGAGAUCAGAGUCCUGGUGGAGAGACGACGACAGGUGAAGCAGCUGAUGAAGAACAGUGUGGCAGGCUCUGAGCAGCACUCCCAGCUGGACAUACGACAGAAGGCCCUGAAACUGACGGCCAACUCCAUGUACGGCUGUCUCGGGUUCUCGUACUCUCGGUUCCACGCCAAACCCCUUGCCGCCCUCAUCACUGGCAAAGGGAGAGAGAUCCUGUCUCAUACCAAGGAAUUGGCAGAGAAAGUAAGUGCGUGUGUAUGUGUGUGUUAUACUUUUGUGGUGACAUUGCAACUCCAGAUGAACCCACCAAGUCUGAUAUACUGUGUUGCGCAACUUUCGAAGCUUCUCGCUAAACCGCGUGGAAACGUGUAUAAGGGCUAAAUUUAAACGA
Molecule: messenger RNA, 3137 nt
Organism: Geodia barretti
Lineage: Eukaryota; Metazoa; Porifera; Demospongiae; Tetractinellida; Geodiidae
Source: the annotation of a GenBank genome assembly